AUGGCCACGACGUCGUCGCACAACAAGAAAUCCUCGUCCGUCAAGCGCAUCCUCUCCGAGGCGCGCGAGCUCUCGGCGGACACGUCGACAGAGUACACGGCCGCACCCCUCGAGGACAACAUCUUCGAGUGGCACUUUACGCUGCGCGGGCCCUCGUCGUCCGAGUUCGCAGACGGCCUCUACCACGGCCGCAUCCUCCUCCCCGCCGAGUACCCCAUGCGCCCGCCCAGCCUCCUGAUCCUCACGCCCAACGGACGGUGGGAGCUCAACAAGAAAAUCUGCCUCACCUUCACCGGCUUCCACGAGGAAAUGUGGCAACCGGCCUGGGGUAUCCGCACCGCGCUCCUCGGCAUCCAGACUUUUAUGACGGCCAAGGCCGAGGCUGCCGUCGGCAUCGGGGCGUUGGACUACUCGGUCGAGGUGCGCGAGAAGCUGGCAAAGGAAUCGAGGAACUGGAAGUGCCCAACCUGCAACUGCACCAAUCUCGAGCUCCUCCCUGACCCGGACCCGGCAGAAGGCGCGAGGAAGGUCGAGGCGCUGCCCGAAGGCCUCACCAUCGACGCGGCCCGCUCGACGAAGAAGGAGGGCGAGGCAGCAGCAGCAGCAGCAGCAACAGCGGCAGCAGCAACCUCGUCCACGUCCUCGUCCUCCUCACAACCUUCUGGAGAUACUGCGGCCCAGGCGGUGCCACCGCUCCUUGCAGCCAGGAAUGAAGCAUCGGCCGUCGCAGCACCUGCUUCCAGCACCACCGCGACGAUAGCGGCCGCACCAUCGCCAGCAGCAGCGACAGCGGAUAAUGUCUCGUCGCAGGCAGCGGCCGCGGCAUCGACUGGCGUGGCGGAAGCCGCAGCAGCGCAUGGGCCGACGACAACGACACCAGCGCCGCUACCAUCGGGCCCUGAUCCGGUCCGGGCGCCGACGACCGCGACCGCGGCCACCGCUCCCACGCCGAACAGGACCACGGCACCACCACCGGCACCACGCACCGCUAGCCUGCCGAGCGGUGCACCCGCCCGAACAUCGUCCAGCGAGCAGACCUUGGCCCUCAUCGAUCGCUGCAUCGCUCUGUUGGUAGGACUGGUGGCGCUGCUCAUCAUCAAGCGGCUAGUGUAG
This is a messenger RNA of Pseudozyma flocculosa PF-1, 1113 nucleotides long. RefSeq lists its product as uncharacterized. The transcript is spliced from 2 exons. The record is from RefSeq and is a predicted model, not a curated record. Bases 1 to 1113 code for a protein of 370 amino acids. NCBI's taxonomy places the organism in Eukaryota, Fungi, Basidiomycota, Ustilaginomycetes, Ustilaginales, Ustilaginaceae.